UUUAAAGUGUUUAUUUUUUAUGAAAGUGCAAAAAUUAUGUUUUUGAAUUAUUUGUGUGUUUAAAAAAAGGUUGAGCAAAAAAAAAAUGUUACCCCAAAUGAGUAAAUCGUUGAAUAGCGGUAGCGAUGCUACGGAAUGUAUUAUGAAUGAACGUAUUCCGGAUGGGAUUAGUGUUGAGGAUAUUUGGAGUCAGUUACAGCAGAAGGAAGCGGAUUUAAUAUUAGCCGCGGAAUUGGGUAAAGCGUUGUUGGAACAAAAAGAGGAGCUACAACGUCAACAUGAUGUCACAAUCGAAGAAGUCACUAAAAAAUUAGAGCAAGUGGAACAAGAUCGACAUCUAAUCAAACGCAAACUAACAACCGUUGAAUCCGAUUAUGAGGCACGUAUACUCGAAUUACAAAAUGAUCUCAAGGAAUUAAAUGAACGAUACGAUACACGUGAAGUCAAUUACAAGCGUUGGGAACGGGAUCAAAACGCACUCGUCCAAGAAUUAAAUGCACAAAAUCAACGAUUAACUGCACAGCUAAAUGAUGCAAAACAAUUAGAGAAUCAGUUAACAGCACAAUUAGAACAAUUACGUGAACAAAGCACGUUACGUAAAGUGAGCUUAAGUGAGCAAGCAAGUAGCUUAGAUGCAUUACGAGAUGAACUACACUUAGCGAAUUCACAACGACAAGAAUUAGAGAAACGAUUAAUUGCAUUCGCUAAUGAACGCGAAUCAUUAACGGCUACCUUAGAAGAGGCUGAAGAUCGUAUCUUAGCGUUAGAACGGCAUCGACGUGAACAAGAUGCACAAUUACAGCUAGUACGUCGUGAAUUAGACCAUACACGAUUAUUGGGGAAAAUAUCUGAACCAAUUUCAGCACCCACAAUGGUUACUAAUGGUCCACGAUCAAUUCUUGCCGAAAUGGAAUGCGAUGAAGCUGGUGCCGAUUGGCGAGCUGUUUAUAGACAGUUACGAGAAUUAUGCCAACAGUUAAAAUCACAACGCGAGGAUGAUGAUUCUGGCAUGCAUAGUGAUUGUUCCUCCGCGUCUUUAGAUGGUGAUCGGCCUGGAGGCGCUGCUGUUCUAGUCGAAGUUGGUCAAGAACUAGUUAGAUUAGUAUUAGAUACAGAUACCGUAAGACUGUUAGAACGUUUAGAAAGUGCACGUCGUGAAAUUCGUGAACGAGACGAUGAACUGUGUCGACGUGCGGAUACGAUACAUGAAUUAGAGAGUCGUGUAUCUGUUAAAGAAGUUGAAUUACAAGCAGCGAUCGAAGAACGUGAUCGAGCACGAACUGAUGUAUCACAAUCGAGUCUAGCACGAGAUGAUGUUGUACAACAGGCGCGAGAAGUACGUGAUGCCGCAGUUGCACGACGAAAUAAAGCUGAAGUGGAACUUGCACGAACACGUGUGGAUCUUAUGCAAGCUAACAGUCAAUUAUUGGAAGCUAUCCAACAGAAAAUUGAAUUGUCACAACAGUUAGAUCAAUGGCAGAUGGAUAUGCAAGAACUAAUUGACGAACAAAUGAGAAACAAAUUGAAGGAGUCAAGAACACGACAAAUUACAGAACCUCCACAAGCACCUGAACGAACCAAACGAAGUAGCCGCCUAUUAAAUUUAUUCAAUAGAUGACGAUGAAUUUAAUUCGUAGUAAUUUUUUAUUAGUUGUUUUGUAUAGCAAAAAAAAAACAU
This is a messenger RNA of Chrysoperla carnea, 1678 nucleotides long. Its product is annotated as bicaudal D-related protein homolog. Bases 86 to 1618 code for a protein of 510 amino acids. The record is from RefSeq and is a predicted model, not a curated record. NCBI's taxonomy places the organism in Eukaryota, Metazoa, Arthropoda, Insecta, Neuroptera, Chrysopidae. The transcript is spliced from 3 exons.